AUGGUUUUCCAGGCUGAGAUGAUGCUGCCGCUGGGAAUCCAGCAUCUGCUUGCACGACUUGAGGGAAGAACUUCUCUGAAAGAUCUUGAACCAUAUCUGUUUGCUGAGGAAGGAUUUCCUGUUCAUGGAGAUGUCAUUGAAUUCCACGGUCCAGAAGGAGCAGGAAAAACAGAAAUGCUUUAUCACCUUGUAGCCCGCUGCAUCCUUCCAAAGUCAGGAGGAGGACUGGAAGUGGGAGUCAUGUUCAUCGAUACAGACUAUCAUUUUGAUAUGCUCCGUCUAGUCACCAUUCUUGAACACAGAUUGGCGCAGAGCACGGAAGAAAUGAUAAAACAGUGCCUGGGGAGGCUUUUUCUUGUUAACUGUAGUAGCAGCACCCAGUUACUCCUCACUCUUUACUCUUUAGAAAACAUGUUUUGCACUCACCCCUCUCUCUGCCUCUUGGUUUUGGACAGCAUAUCGGCUUUUUACUGGAUAGACAGAAGCAACGGAGGGGAGAGUUUGAACUUGCAGGAGAUGAAUCUGAAGAAAUGUGCUGAAAUUCUUGAAAAGCUCCUAAGAGAGUAUCACCUAACCCUGUUUGCAACUACACAAACCAUCAUGCAGAAAUCUACAAACUCUGCAGAACACUCGUUUUCUCCAAAACCUCUACAUGAAACAGAUGCAGACUAUAGGCCUUACCUUUGUAAAUCAUGGCAGCAAAUGGUAACCCACAGGAUAUUCUUUUCUAAGCAAUCUAACUCUGGCAACAGCAAGGCUUUCUCAGUCAUUUCUUGUGAUAUCAAGAAAAAGCAUGUAGUAAAGCGGUCAUUUACUAUUGCAGAAUGUGGAGUUCAGUUUUAA
Molecule: messenger RNA, 843 nt
Organism: Tinamus guttatus (white-throated tinamou)
Lineage: Eukaryota; Metazoa; Chordata; Aves; Tinamiformes; Tinamidae
Source: RefSeq, a predicted model, not a curated record